Messenger RNA from Effrenium voratum, 1704 nucleotides. The record is from the annotation of a GenBank genome assembly. NCBI's taxonomy places the organism in Eukaryota, Dinophyceae, Suessiales, Symbiodiniaceae.
CUGUGAUAGUCUACCUUGCGCCCCCAUGACUCACCAUUGCUAAUAUGAUUGCGUGGUUCUUAUAUGCGCUGCAGGCAGCCUGCUUGCUUGGCUGCGCCUCAUUGGUUCUGGUGGUACUCUUGGUGUGUGCCUACCGUAGCGGUGUACAGGCCACUGACAAGCCUCAUGUUUCCGUCAUUGUGCUGGGUGAUAUUGGUCGCAGCCCGCGAAUGCAGUAUCACGCAGUGUCUCUGGCAAGGCAUGGCUGCGAGGUUUCACUGGUGGGGUAUGCUGGAGCGCAACCGAUUAUGGACGUCGUCUCAAACCCGCACAUCCACAUACGCCACAUUGCCACAGUGGAGAUUCCUCCAAGGCUUCCUUUCAGCAUCCGCGCUGGACUCAAGGCAUUCUUCUUGCUUUGGGGUUUGGCGCGGGUCCUUCUGUUCCAGGCUCCCCGGUCUGACGUACUGCUGGUGCAGAACCCGCCAGCCAUCCCCACGCUGCUAGUAGCGCGCAUGGUUGCAUCAUUGCAGGCGGCCUCGCUCAUCAUCGACUUUCACAACUUCGGCUAUUCAUUGCUUGCCCUGAAGUUGGGCCCAAGGCAUCCACUGGUGCAGGCUCACUUGGUCUAUGAGAGGGUGUGCAGCCGCAUGGCGAACGAUGCCUUCUGCGUCACCAUGCAGAUGCAAAGGCGACUGGCGGAGCAGUGGCGAGUCGCAGCAGUGCCGCUGCAUGAUCGCCCGGCCGCAAUUUUCAGACCAACCGGGUUGGACCAGCAGCACCGUCUCUUCCAGCGCUUACGGGGUGAUGGGCUUCUAGGUGCGCUGGAUGGUUGGUGGCCACAGGGCGAGGGUGAGGGCCUCUUCACCCAAAUUUCCAGUGAUGGUCAUGUGAGUCGGUCACCGUGCAGACCGCACAUUGUCAUCAGUUCCACAUCAUGGACUCCGGACGAGGACUUUGGCCAAUUGUUAGACGCUCUGCCAGCCUUGAACAGUGACCUGGUCAAGGCUGCCGCCCGUGCCGUGGUGGUGGUGACUGGCAAGGGCGAUCUGCAACAACAAUUCGAGGAACGCUACAGCUCCAUGUCGAAGCAAUUGGACGCGGUUCGCGUGCUGACCUUGUGGCUCAGCUUCGCCGACUACGCGCUGCUGCUGGGCAGUGCGGACUUGGGCCUAAGUUUGCAUACAUCAUCCUCGGGCAUCGAUUUGCCAAUGAAGGUGGUGGACAUGUUUGGAGCGGGCCUGCCGGUAUGUGCAAGAUCUUUUGCGGCAUUGCCCGAGCUGGUCCGCCAUGGAGAGAAUGGCUUUGCCUUCCACAGCACGGAGGAGCUUGCGCAGAGCUUGGCCCAUGCGCUGGGUGUUGCUUCAUACAACUUGCCCCAGCUCAAGUCCACAGCUGGGGAGCAAAAGCUCAACGGAUGGGAUGCGAAUUGGGACUCCGUUGCCUGGCCUCUGCUCUCCAAGCAUUUGAAUCGACUGCGAAGGACAUGCGUAGAACUUGCUGAGCUGCCUGCCCAACAUGCCCCGUGUGCGCGAUACGCAGCUGUUCUUUGUUCUUUUUGUGUCCUUGGUUUGCGUCCUGCCCUCGUCACAGGCAUUGAUUGUCGCAAUGGCGCGCUGCAGGAAAACUGAAUGAGUGCCACCGCUCAGUUCAGACAUGGUCCCAAGCUGCAGUCAGGAAGCUUUGACUGCUUGACACGUGAUGCGGGCCUCAGCCGCAAAAGCU